Penicillium waksmanii is the source of this 885-nucleotide messenger RNA. RefSeq lists its product as uncharacterized. Gene Ontology annotation, molecular function: DNA-binding transcription activator activity, RNA polymerase II-specific. Gene Ontology annotation, biological process: regulation of transcription by RNA polymerase II. Bases 1 to 885 code for a protein of 294 amino acids. The record is from RefSeq and is a predicted model, not a curated record. The transcript has a single exon. NCBI's taxonomy places the organism in Eukaryota, Fungi, Ascomycota, Eurotiomycetes, Eurotiales, Aspergillaceae.
AUGCACAAAUUUGCAACGGAUUCUUAUGAGAGCCUAUGUGGUGAUCGGUCAGAUGCGCACGCUUGGCGAUAUUCAAUCCCUCAGAAAGCCUAUUCACAUGACUAUCUCCUCCACGGCAUGCUCGCCUUCGCUGCCUUGCACAUAGCAGCCACAAGUUCCGAUUCCAACAAAGCCCUCAAGUAUCUCGAUACGGCGGUUGAAUAUAGCAGUCUGUCAUUUGGCUCAUUCCAAAAGGCUAUAAGCCAACUGACGCCACAGACAUGUGAAUCCAUUUUCGCCUGCUCUGCCAUUGUCAUGGUUAUUAGCAUAGCCUUGCCAUUUCUAAGCGCCAAACACCGCGACGAGAAACUGCUCAUGCUGGGCACUAUGACCACCGCAUGGGAGCUACACCAGGGUGGGCGUAGGAUAUCCCAUAUUAGUGAGCCGUGGCUUCAUGACAGCAUAUUUUCAAACUACGAUUUCUGGAAGAUGCAGACGGGGGACCUUGAUCCGGAAACGAAUGCAGCCCUCAGUCAGCUAGAUGAGUUGAACUAUCUCAUCGCUGAGUCCCACACUGAGAUUUGGGAUAGCAACCACGAGACAAUCGAGCUGUUACGAUUGUGCUUCUCUAAAUUUGCGCAUAGUCCACAUCCGGCCGCGAUCCUUGGCUGGCUCGCAUAUGUGCAAAAGGCAUUUGUCGAUCAGCUGCGCUCACGAAAGCCGCUGCAAUUGCUUAUUUUUAUGCACUGGGGCGUUCUACUGAAUGAGUUGGGUUAUCAAUUCUGGUGGGCGCGAGGGUCGGGUAAAGCUCUUGUAGCAGAGAUAUCGGGUGAAUUGGGAUCUUUAUCGGAGGAUACGAGGUGGGCGCCAGCAAUGGAAUGGCCCCAGCGGCAGACUUUCUCAUAA